GGAAAUGCUUUGAAUGCUUGCGACAUGGCCGCACGCAUUGAUUGCCAAGAUUGACAGCAGUUCGGCGCAGUCUUCGUCUUCUUUUUGCGCUUGUUUUCUGUGCCUGCGGAGGUGCCACCGGCGGGACACUUUCUCUCAGCAGCUCGUAAAGCGUGCGGGGUUUUGACAGUCUUAACUCGAGUGGUUGCGAUCACUUCACUUUUAGUUCGGUGUUAGAGAGCUUUCAAGUCUGUGAGGUUUUGUUACGGGAUCGGGAUACGGAGAAGAGAGGACACCGUUCACAUCGAGGAUUUUUUUGCGGAGAGAUCGUGCGGCUUUGCGCCGACAGGUUACUGCGCAUUUUUUUCUGUCGGGAUUCAGAGCCCCGCUUGCCGCAUAUGCUGCCGGUCAUUUUCAUGCAUUCAAACUCAACUUACCAGUGAUUUCUGGGAGCUGGGGAUAAAGUCGUUCUGUUUAUCAGAAUCAUGUCUUCCAAGCAAGCCACCUCUCCGUUUGCGGGUACGGACGGUGGCGAGGACGGGGCGGGUCAGGAGCGCCUGGUAUGGGAAAAGGAAGAAGGCAUGGAGACACCACUGGCAGCACCCCAGCUGCCAAUUCACAACCUGAUGCUCGGCAAGUCACACGGUGAAGAGUUACCGCUGGUGAGCAGCGGCGUGCCAUCUGAAUCUGACUGGGAAAGUCUGGUGUCGACCAAUCAGUGCAUGGAGUCAGACAGCAAUAAAGUAUGUUCCCUUUACUCCUUCCGGAAUAACUCUACCUCUCCGCACAAGCCGGAGGAGGGGGCACGGGAGCGGGGUGACCUGCUGGGCGCCUCGGCCUUCGGAACGCCUGAACGUCGCAAAGGGAGCCUGGCUGACGUGGUGGACACGCUGAAGCAGAAGAAACUGGAGGAGAUGACAAAGACAGAACAAGAUGAAUCGUCCUGCAUGGAAAAACUGCUUUCAAAAGACUGGAAAGAGAAGAUGGAGAGACUGAACACAAGUGAACUUCUGGGAGAAAUAAAAGGUACACCAGAAAGUCUGGCUGAAAAGGAAAGGCAGCUCUCAACAAUGAUCACGCAGCUGAUCAGCCUAAGAGAGCAGCUCCUCUCCGCCCACGACGAGCAGAAGAAACUGGCCGCCUCGCAGAUGGAGAAGCAGAGGCAGCAAAUGGAGCUGGCUCGACAGCAGCAAGAACAAAUCGCCAGACAGCAGCAGCAACUGCUUCAGCAGCAGCACAAAAUCAAUCUCCUUCAGCAGCAGAUUCAGCAGGUCCAGGGUCACAUGCCUCCACUCAUGAUCCCCAUUUUUCCACACGACCAGCGCACUCUGGCUGCUGCCGCCGCUGCCCAGCAGGGUUUCCUCUUCCCCCCAGGCAUGUCCUACAAACCAGGUGAUAACUACCCUGUGCAGUUCAUUCCUUCUACAAUGGCAGCUGCUGCAGCGUCAGGACUCAAUCCUCUUCAACUCCAGCAACUGUAUGCUGCCCAGCUGGCCAACAUGCAGCUCUCGCCGGGAGCCAAGAUGGUGCCUCUGCAGCAGCCGCCCAUCUUAACUGGGCAUCUUUCACCUGGCCCUAAGAGCGAGAAGAGAUCCUCUAGCCCCCUUGGUCAAAUUAAGGAGGAAGGAACGCAGCCUCUGAAUCUCUCUUCCAGGCCCAAGACAGCUGAGCCAGUGAAAUCCCCCAUGUCCCCCACACAUAGUCUAUUCCCUGGAAGCAAGAGCAGUCCUGCCAGCCUGACCAAGAGCAGAGGCAUCCCCAGCCCCCUUCAAAGUCUGGGCCGAGGGUCAUCCCUAGACAUCUUGUCCAACCUGAACUCCACGGCGCUGUUCGGAGACCAGGACGCGGUAAUGAAGGCCAUCCAGGAGGCGAGGAAGAUGAGAGAGCAGAUCCAGCGUGAGCAGCUACAGCACCAUCAUCAGGGCAUGGAGGCCAAACUCUCGGCUCUGUCCGGCCUGGGUCUAAACAACUGCAGGACCGACAAGGAGAGAAGCCAUUUCGAAAGUCUGGGGCAUCAUCUGGGCAAGUUGGGUGAAGAUGGCAAAAGAGUGAUUGACCUGACCAGGCCAGAGGAUCUCGACGGAGGCGCCAGCAGCACCGAAGCCCGGGUGUUCAGAGAAGCGCGAGGACGGAACCCCAACGAGCCACACAUCAAGAGACCCAUGAAUGCCUUCAUGGUGUGGGCCAAAGACGAGCGGCGCAAAAUUCUGCAGGCCUUCCCGGACAUGCACAACUCCAACAUCAGCAAAAUCCUGGGCUCUCGCUGGAAGUCAAUGUCUAACCAGGAGAAACAGCCGUACUAUGAGGAGCAGGCUCGUCUGAGCAAGAUCCACCUGGAGAAAUACCCCAACUACAAGUAUAAGCCUCGGCCCAAGCGCACGUGCAUCAUCGAUGGCAAGAAGCUGCGCAUCGGCGAGUACAAGCAGAUGAUGCGCUCACGGAGGCAGGAGAUGCGCCAGUUCUUCACUGUGGGGCAACAGCCCCAGACUCCGCUCCCCAUCAGCAGCAGCGCCGGCGUGGUCUACCCUGGCGCCAUCAGCAUGACCUCGGACUGCUCGAGCAACUCUGCCAGCCCCGAGCCCGCCGUCCCCGUCAUUCAGAGCACUUUCAGCAUGAAGAUGGAGCCCAACGUGCCGACCGUGGUGCCCAGCGAGGCGGUCAACGGGGAGGACGAAAUGGACAUUUACGAGGAUUUCGAGGAUGACCCCAAAUCGGACUACAGCAGUGAGAACGAGACGCAACAGUCGGUCACUGCCAACUGAGCUGCCUGCAUUCAGAGGAACGAGAAAGUACAGAUGGAGAAGAUUGGAAAUUCUUUAGAAGGACGUCACAGGGAGUGGAAAAGUAACUUGUUUCUGAUAAUAUAUCCCUUAGGAGCCGGCAUGCACGUGGGUCUCCUGCAGCUUCAACAGCUCUUUGGUCUUAAAUGUUUUAUUUUUUUCAAGUGUGAAGCAGUUUGAUUGUGUUUUAUCUUUUGCUUUUUUAUUAUCUUAUUUUAUCUUGUCUUUUUGAUCACGGACGUGUAAGCAAACAAGGGUGUUGCUUGUAAAGUUGAGGGCGGGACUUAAAAAAAAAAAAAGAAACACAAUUAUAGCUCUCACAGUCUUACAUUUUUUGUUAAUUCUUAUAGAAAUACUUUUUUAGAUUACUGUUUUUGAUGGGGUUCUGUAUUUCUCUCAGGUAUGCUGUGCCAGCCAACAGCUUGUGAAUGUUUUUCAUUUGAGCUAUUUAAAAAUCGCAAAACACCGUUCGUAAAUUGUUGAGAAAAGACACAAAACUGCCCCUUAACUUAUU
Molecule: messenger RNA, 3273 nt
Organism: Trichomycterus rosablanca
Lineage: Eukaryota; Metazoa; Chordata; Actinopteri; Siluriformes; Trichomycteridae
Gene: sox6
Product: SRY-box transcription factor 6
Exons: 17
Coding region: 465-2741 (758 amino acids)
Biological process (GO): central nervous system development; regulation of transcription by RNA polymerase II; positive regulation of chondrocyte differentiation
Cellular component (GO): nucleus
Molecular function (GO): DNA-binding transcription factor activity, RNA polymerase II-specific; RNA polymerase II cis-regulatory region sequence-specific DNA binding
Source: RefSeq, a predicted model, not a curated record